Molecule: messenger RNA, 879 nt
Organism: Saprolegnia parasitica CBS 223.65
Lineage: Eukaryota; Oomycota; Saprolegniomycetes; Saprolegniales; Saprolegniaceae
Exons: 3
Coding region: 1-879 (292 amino acids)
Source: RefSeq, a predicted model, not a curated record
AUGGCGCGGCCAACGUACAAGGACAAGACGUACCUCUAUGUCCUUCCUGAGCACGUCCCUGGGACGCAAGUGCGCUGCCCCGUGUAUGCUCGGGUCACGGCAAUCGCAGGCCCGCGCGGUCAAAAGAUGCUCAAGUGCCAAACGAUCGCGACGGAUAUCGCUCCGACGGUGGAGUUCGAGGUCCCGAAGAACGACUGCAAGCUCCAAAUCGUGACGGCGAGAGAGGCGACGACGGCCCCUCUCCGUCUCUGGCUGCGCCAGUUCGUCUUUCUCGCGCAUGAAGGUCGUGCCUUCACCGGUCAAGUGCAAGCGGUUGACGUCGAAGACGAGAUGUUUACGGUGGUGCCAGCUGAAACUGUCGAGAGCAUUAGCCCCGUCAGCGCAAUCCUCCUCUGGGAGUUUGACGUGCCUCUCUCGCCGCCGGAGGAAAUUAAGAAACUGAUGAAACGAGCUCGGCGCACCCACGCCCGCAUCGAGAAGCGCAUCACGGACCCGGCUGAAGGAUCGCGCGACUUGGCCGUCAUCCUGGCGAAGAUCAUACCUGACGGCGAGGAAGUGCCGGCGACUAUCGAUCUAGUGUCGCCGGCGACAGGCAAAAAUACACGGGUGUCGGUGCAGCACGUGGUCGACCACCUUUUCUAUUCGGUCGACGGCCGCGAGGUACCCAAAAAUGGCUCGGUGGGCGAUCAGUAUUGGGAAGAUCCCCGCUUCGGUGACAGGGACGACGACGAGCUCGACGCGUCAAGCGACUCGGAGGUCGAAGAAAGCGACGACGACGAUUCGGUGCUGGUCCGGCGGUCUGCCAAGUCUGGCCCGAGCAAAGUCAAGCUCGUCAACAAACCUAAGGAACCGCUCAAGCGACCCCGCAGUACAUCGUAG